CUGGCUCCUCAUAAGGAGGGGGAGAGCUGCCCCAGACUCAGUAGGAGCUGCAGGGCCAUGGCCAAGAUGAGGGGAAUCCUGAUCCUGGGGCUCCUAUUGGCUACUCCCAGCUGCCUUGGCUACUUGGAGGACCUGGCCAAGUGCCUUCAGGACCCUGAAUAUGAGUCCAGUCUUGUCACGGCGCAGGAGGGACUCCACACCUCCCCGGUGCCCAAGCGCGUGGUAGUAGUGGGAGCUGGUAUGUCAGGCCUGGUGGCGGCCAAGGCCCUCCAGGAUGCUGGCCACCAGGUAACCAUCCUGGAAGCCAGCCACCACAUCGGGGGUAGAGUCAGCACAUUCAGGAACGAGAAGGAGGGCUGGUACCAUGAACUGGGGCCCAUGCGAAUCCCAAAGUCCCAUAGGCUGGUUCAUACCUACAUCAAGAAGCUUGGCCUGAAGCUGAACAAGUUCACAUCAUAUGAUGGCAACACCUGGUACCUCAUCAAAGGACAACGCUAUCGCACCAGGGAGGUCCAGGACAAUCCAGAGGUCCUGGGCUAUUCCGUGAGCCCAACGGAGAAGGGCAAAAGCCCUAUGAAUCUCUUCUACCAGUCCAUUGCCAAGCUCAAAGAAAAUCUGAACAACUUCAACUGCAGCCACCUGCUGUCCUUUUAUGAUUCUUACUCCACCAAGGCUUACUUGGUGAAGGAAGGGAUGCUGAGCGAAGGAGCAGUAAAGAUGAUUGGGACUGUGAUGAAUGAGGAUUCUGGAUACUAUAAGUCCUUCCUAGAGUCCCUGUGGGAUAGCUUCAUCUUCUCCAAAAGUAACAACUUUUCCGAGAUCACCGGUGGCUUCGACCAGCUCCCCAAAGCCCUCAGCGCUAGCCUGAAGCCUGGCACCAUCCGCCUGGGCUCCAACGUGGAGACGGUAGUGAGGGAUGGGCCUGAAGUCCGGGUCUCCUACCAGCUGGGCAAGCCCAGGUGGGCGCUGAACACCCUCACCGCGGACUUUGUCAUCAUCACGGCCUCAGCCAAGGCCACGCGCCUCAUCACCUUUAAGCCACCGCUCUCCCCAGACAAGACGGAAGCACUCCGCUUGGUGCAUUACACCAGUGCCACCAAGGUGAUCCUGGCCUGUGAGGAGCCCUUCUGGGAGCGGGAUGGCAUCCGGGGUGGGGUCUCUGUCACCGACAGGCCCUCGCGCUACAUCUACUACCCCAGCCACAGCUUCCCCAGUGGCAAGAGCAUCCUGCUGGCCUCUUACACCGUGGACGAUGACUCUCUCUUCUUCACAUCCAUGACGCACGAGCAGUUGGAGGAUGUGGUCCUGGAGGACCUGGCGGCCGUGCACCAGAUACCCAAGGAGGAGCUGCGGCGCAUGUGCCCCUCCUCCGUGGUUAAGCGCUGGUCUCUAGACCCCCUCACCAUGGGUGCCUUCACUGAGUUCACACCCUACCAGUUUAUCGACUAUUCACAGGAGCUCUUCAAGCCCGAGGGCCGCAUCCACUUUGCAGGCGAGCACACCAGCCUGCCCCAUGGCUGGAUAGACACUGCUAUCAAUUCUGGCCUGCAAGCAGCCGGGAAUAUCCAGGCUGCUGUGGAUGAGGAGGCCACGGGAGAGUAGAAGACAUUCACUUACACCCAGAACCAUUUCUAACCUAGAGAGAAACCCCUGAGGGAAUCUGGCAGGAAAAGGGCUGGGAGGUGGGAGUUGGAGGCAGAGAUCCAGGAGAGAGGUCACCGUUAGUCCCCCUGGCCCACAAGCAAGAAUCUAAAAAUGCGGAAGAAUCAGCUGUCAAGUCCACAAAGAAUCACUCCCUUUCCUGCUUCUCUCCCCUGCCAGGCCUUGAGGAGGGAAGCAACUGAGUCAACAUAGAUGGAGGGUAGGAUCAAAUCAAGGAUGGUGAGCACUAGAAUCAGCCCUUAGCUUGGAUUGUCUCCUGCUGCGUAAUCGUAACAAGCAAAAAAGAAAAGUUCCAACAGUGCCCUAAUUUCUGUCAUAUACAACCAGAAGCUUCUAAAGGGACAGACAAACCCCAAACCAUAGCAAUGUUAAACCACAGAGUAGCCACACACAAACCCACAGAGCAUAGAAACCCCAUCAUUGCGUGCCUGAGCUGGGAGUCUCACAUCUUGGCACAACAUGAAAUCUAGAUGGAUGGGAGAGAUAAGGGUUCUUCUCUGUUCUUUCUGAGCUUGCAAGAGCAGGAUCUUGGCUUCCUAGAGACACCUCCUGGCCCAUAGACUUUUCCUUUUCACUCUUACCUCCCCAUCACCAACCAGACCCCCCCCACACACCUCUGCCUGUCCAUCCUACACAUCCCCCAGGGAGGACACAAAGCUCCACUCUCCAUACUUCCACUCUGCUCUUCUUUAGCAGAAGAGCCCUGUCCUUCCAGACCCAACUAACUUAUUCCUCCUCCCCGAAUCCUCUCUUAACAGCCGCACCCAAACCCCAGGGAUCUUUCUCUCUCUCUUAAACCUCCACCCUUCCUCCCUAGAGUCCCAAAUGUUUGGACUGUGGAUCUUCUCAUGUUAUUAUGUAAUUCCUUUGUGAGGGCAUAUUACCUGCCCAUCUACACUGAGAGCCCCAAGGGCUGGGAUCAUAUCAUGUAUGCUUUGGUUAAUUUUCCCCCAUAAACAAUAUAUGCUAUUUCCCUCACCCUCUCAAUAAAUAUUCACUUUGCAUCUACCAUGUGUCAGGCAAUGUGCUGAGUGCCAAGUACAAAGAAUAAGCUGCAUUAUUCAAUUGAAUCAAACCUCCAACCCUACCUGUGUCCCUAUACCUCCAAUGAUCAGCUCCCAAAUAUGGCUCAUUUUUUAUCCCAAUUUCUUGGGUAUUUGGGCCCAAUCAUGCAAAAGAAAGAAGUAAAUAAAGGGGUAAGCUCUUUCCCUGGAGAACAUUCCUACCAGGGUGACCCUGGAAGACCCUGAAGACCAGCAUGAUGCAGGGAGUGCUAUGUCUUGAGACUGGCAUAUUGCAUAGAAGGAAAGGAAUAGAGAAAGGAAACUCACAUUUUCUUACUGCAUUUUGGUCUCUUGUUAAAAUCCCAGCUGGCUUUAUUCUGGUUUUUCACUCACCUCUAUAUUAGUCAGGACUUUUUCAGUUACAAGUGCUGGAAACCAAACUCAGACUAGCUUAAAGGAAAUGAAAUGUUUUAGCUCACAUAUCUGGAAAGUCCAGGGUGAAGCUCACUUCAUCCAGGCUGAUUGGGUUUAGGAAUUAAUAAAUUGUCAUUAAGGUUCUCUCUCUUUCCACCUCUUGACCCUUAGCUAACUUAUCUUCUGUAUUGAGUUAAAUAAUGUCCCCCAAAAUUCAUAUCCAUCCCCAAACCUAUGAAUGUGACCUUAUUUGGAAAUAGGGUCUUAGCAGAUUUAAUCAAGUUAAGAUGAGGUCAUACUGCAGUAGGGUGGACCCUAAUCCAAUGACUAGUAUCCUGAUAGGAAGAGCGAAAUUUAGACAGAGACAUACACAGAAGGAAGACAGCCACAUGAGGAUGGAGGCAGGUGGGAGUGGUGCGUCUACAAACCAAGGAAUGCAAACGACUGCCAGAUACCUCCAAAAGCCAGGAGAGAGGCAUGGAACAGAUUCUUCCUCAGAACCCCCAGAAGGAACCAACCCUGAUGACACCUUGAUUUUGAACUUCUUUGAGUACUGUGAGAAAAUAAAUUUUUGCUGGUUUAAGCCAUCUAAUUGUGC
Neomonachus schauinslandi (Hawaiian monk seal) is the source of this 3678-nucleotide messenger RNA. Its product is annotated as L-amino-acid oxidase-like. The record is from RefSeq and is a predicted model, not a curated record. The coding region runs from base 58 to 1602 and encodes 514 amino acids. The transcript is spliced from 7 exons. Lineage: Eukaryota; Metazoa; Chordata; Mammalia; Carnivora; Phocidae. Gene Ontology annotation, biological process: amino acid catabolic process. Gene Ontology annotation, molecular function: polyamine oxidase activity; L-amino-acid oxidase activity.